AUGGUUCCAGACCAAAAGCCUACGAGCAUACGGGUCUUGUCACUCAAUUGCUGGGGCCUCAAGUAUAUCGCUACACUCCGCAAUGAGCGGUUGACUGAGAUUGGCCGCCAAAUCGCAGCCGCCGAUCCUCGACCAGAUAUUGUUGGUCUCCAGGAGUGCUGGACACAGCAGGACUACAACGCCAUCCGCGGGCUGACCAAAGACAUCCUGCCAUAUGGGAAGUUCUACUUCAGUGGCUGCUUCGGCGGAGGACUUGCCAUACUGUCACGAUGGCCAAUCGAAGAGAGCAACAUGGUGCGGUAUCCGCUGAACGGACGACCCGCUGCCUUUUACCGUGGAGAUUGGUUCGUUGGAAAGGGUGUUGCAUGUGCGCGCAUACGCAUAGGCCCGGCGUCCAAGGACGUAGCUGAAGUCUUCACGACACAUCUCCAUGCGCCAUACGAAGCCGAACCACACGAUUCGUACAUCUGCCACCGAACGGCACAAGCAUGGGAGAUAGCAAAGCUCAUGCGUGCAGCUGCCGAGCGCGGACACUUGGUCAUUGGUAUGGGAGACUUCAACAUGGUGCCACUGUCACUGGCGCACCGCAUCAUCGAGACACAUGCACCCGUGCGAGAUAUAUGGCGCAUCCUCCACCCCGACUCGUCUCACGGUGCAGCGAAAGAUAAGGUCGAGCAGCUGCGCGGCCUGCCCAUGCCGAAUGCCGAGUUCAACGUCGCAACGAACGGCACGACGUGUGACAGUGCGUUCAACUCUUGGAGAUGGAACGAGGCACACAAAAAGCGGCUGAAGAAGGGCGAGAACGUGCAGAUAGACCCGGCCGUCGACGACCCGAACGCAAAGCGCCUCGACUAUGUCUUCUUCAGCAGCGCACGGCAUCACGAUGCGCAGACGGGCGAGGAAGCCGCUGAGUGGGAGCUCAAGGAGGCGAAUGUGGGAAUGACCAUGCGCCAUCCAACACUCCACUGCUCGCUCAGCGAUCACUUCUCAGUUGAGUGUACACUGACGAGGAAACACAAUCCUCAUGUUGCGCACGCUUCAGACGUCGUCAAUCGGUACCUGCCCAUCGAGACUUACGAGGAGAUCAUAGCGACGCUCGUCAAGUACAUGGAUCGCCAACGGAUACAGCGCAAGCUGCGUAUCGGGCACUUCUUCUUCCAGCUCUCAGUCUGGACUGCCUGCAUGAUCGGGGUCUGGUGGUCGCCGCACAACUAUGUGUCUUUCAUAUUGAUGCUGCUGAGCUCAAUAGGGUUGAGUGUUGGUGUCAUCGACGGCUUGAUGGGGCUGCUGUUUGGCGGUAGCGAGAUGAGGGCACUGAAGGAGUUUGAGUGGGAGGUCAAAAACGCAAUGUCGAGGGCAUUGGAACUCGACUCCCUCCACAACUGCGCAGCCGUGACCGACCUCAAGAUGAGCAGCUCCCAGCCCCAGACAGCCGGUGCUGGCCAGCAACAGCAACAGCAACAGGGCCCGAAGCUGCUCAAGGCCGACGACAUUCUUAGGCUGCAAUGUCUGAGCGACGACGAGAAGCAGAAGUAUAGGCUACUUAUGCACAACACCUGGAACAUGUUCAACAACGCUACACCAGGCAGCCCGGAACAGACACAGGCGCGCGCAACGCUGCAGCAGUUUUCACAGAAGUUCAUCGCCAGGGAGCGCGCGCACAGGGCUAAGAUCCAGCAGCAGCAACAGCAGGGCGGACAAGGACAGCCCAGCCAGCCUGGUGCAGGCGCACAGCAAGCCCCAAUCAAGCAAGAAGGGCAGGGCAACGCUGGAGAUGCUGCCACGACACAACAGCAGCCAUCGCAACCACAGAAUCAGGGUCAACAGCGGCCGCAGAACCCGUCUGUGGACCCAUCUAUAAUCAAGCACGUUCACGAAUUCCCGUUCACAUUACCGCCCAACUACACGCUAGGCACGCCUGAAGCCGAAGCCAAACUUAAGGAGUACAAGAAUGGUUAUCUCAGCAUGUUAGCAAAACAGGCGACCCUCACCGAGAACAUCAAGAGGAUCCAGGCGCAGAUACAAGAGCGGGGGAAGAGCGGACAAGAGGUGCCCCAGGAGUUGACGAACGCGAAGAACAAAGUUGAGGAAGAGUACUAUCGCAUGAAGGCUCAGAUCGAGAAGUUCCGCGGGUUGCAGAAGCAGUGGAAAGACGAGCGCGCCAAUCAAGGACAAGGAGCACAACCUACGCAACAACCCCAGCAGACACCGCCUCAGCAGUCGCAGCAGCCACAGCAGCCCCAACAGCCUCAGCGGCAGCCUUCACUGUCCGGACCGAGCGGCCAGCCCGCAAUCAAAGAGGAGCCACAGAUAAAGGUCGAGGGCGGGCAGCCGCAGCAACCGCAACAACCGCAAACGCAAACACAACCACCGCAGUUCAACCAGCAAAACAACCAACAACAGCCACCUCAACAAAACAACCAAGGACCAACACCACAACUCCCACAACAGCCACAACAACCGCAACAGCAGCAGCAGCAGCAACAACAACAACAACAACAUCAAAUGCAGCGCCCACCACCAGCACCGCAUUCCCUCACGAUGCCGCCGCAACAGUUCCCACAGCAAGGUCAGCAGCAGCUGCACCAGCUGCCGCAACAAGGACAGGCUCGACCGCAGAUCAAUCCACAUCAGGUGAACAUGCAACAGCAGCACCAGCAGAGCAACUCACCACACCCGCAGUCUGCAACAACCAACGGCCCACCGGUCCCCCUCUCCCACCAAGCCGCCGUCAGCGCCGCGAACCGCUCUUACACAGACCCCGCGCGCACCAACACGCCCAUGCAAGCCGGUGCAGGCGGCAGCUUCCACGCGCCUGGCAGCCGCGAGCGCGAGCAGCUCAACAACCCCAAAAUGCCCAUCCCACGCCAUCUGAAUGUCACAUCUCCCAUGCCCGUCAACAUGGGGCAGCAGCGCCCGACUAUGAGUGGGCCGACCAACGGUGCGCCGGGACCUAUGGGCCAGCCUGUUAUUAGCCGGCCGCCGCCGUUCCAGCUCGAGGGUGAGGGCGAUCGCGUGCUCAGUAAGAGGAAGUUGGACGAGCUGGUCAGGCAGGUCACGGGCGGGAGUGAGGAGGCGCUCACGCCGGAGGUUGAAGACGCGGUCCUCCAGCUCGCUGACGACUUCGUCGACAAUGUAAUCUCCAACGCCUGCAAACUCUCCAAACUCCGCGACAGCCCACAACUCGACAUCCGCGACAUCCAGCACGUUCUCGAGCGCAGCUACAAUAUUCGUAUCCCCGGCUAUGCAUCCGACGAGGUGCGCACGGUGAGGAAGAUUGUGCCAGCGGCGGGCUGGGUAGACAAGAUGAAGGCGGUCAACGCAGCAAAGGUUAUGGGCGGGAAGACGGACUUUUAGGGGAGCACCGACUUCCACAAGAGGAUGAGGAACGAGCAAGAUGACUUGGAGCGUAAGAUGAAGAAGAUGAAGAUUGAGAAGGAGCAAGCUGAACUGAAACCUCUUACAACGGUGGAAGAGCGUCGUAAUGCACGGACACGGGAGUUGCAGAGGAAUUCUGAGAAUCUUGAGAUUUGGAAGCGCCGGAGGGGGGUUUGAUACCUAUGUGGCAUGGUACUCGACGAUAUGCUAUCGCUACUGCUAUUGCUAUUGCACUUGAAAGAGGAUGGAGAUGUAUGGGGGUAUUGGCGAACUUGGCGAAGAAGAAGAAGAUUCUUCACAAGAGCACCACAACGCGGGCGAACUUUAGAGCAGGUCGCGAUGACGGCUGAACAAACAGAUGAGAAUGUCCAUUGAU
Molecule: messenger RNA, 3754 nt
Organism: Macroventuria anomochaeta
Lineage: Eukaryota; Fungi; Ascomycota; Dothideomycetes; Pleosporales; Didymellaceae
Exons: 4
Coding region: 1-3357 (1118 amino acids)
Biological process (GO): DNA-templated transcription initiation
Cellular component (GO): transcription factor TFIID complex; cytoplasm
Molecular function (GO): protein heterodimerization activity; sphingomyelin phosphodiesterase activity
Source: RefSeq, a predicted model, not a curated record